Molecule: messenger RNA, 185 nt
Organism: Funneliformis geosporum
Lineage: Eukaryota; Fungi; Glomeromycota; Glomeromycetes; Glomerales; Glomeraceae
Source: the annotation of a GenBank genome assembly
AUGACGACCAAUUGGAUGUAAAUACUGUAGAAAAAUACAAAUUAAGAACAGUUAGAGGAAUAGAAGAAUCAAUUGCAUCUGAAAUCAAGAAUAAAAAACCAUUUGAGAAUGAAAAUGAUCUAUAUAAUAAGGUUAAAAACAUUCCUAUGGAGGCAAGAAAAAAAAUCAAGGCUAUGAAAAAAUAA